Daphnia magna is the source of this 584-nucleotide messenger RNA. RefSeq lists its product as uncharacterized. The record is from RefSeq and is a predicted model, not a curated record. Lineage: Eukaryota; Metazoa; Arthropoda; Branchiopoda; Diplostraca; Daphniidae. The transcript has 3 exons. The coding region runs from base 52 to 534 and encodes 160 amino acids.
ACUAAGCCUACCAAGUGGCAGGAUUUUGAGUUACUGGCUGAUGUAUCAAAAAUGAAAAAAAUACUGCCCUCGAAGAAAGAUCACCAGCAAUGCAAAAUCAAUGGAUUGGAAUACCUCAUUUCAUUCUAUAAUCUUUUCCCACUCAUCAUCUCAUCCUCCUUUUAUUUUUACUUUAACAACCAAAACAUGUCUUCGCCUCGCCCGUCGCCCAGUCUUGGCUUCAAACGUUGCCACAUCUUCGCUUCGCCCGUCGUCCCGUCUUCGUUUCGCCCGUCGCCCCGUCUUCGUUUCGCCCGUCGCCCAGUCUUGGCUUCACCCGUUGCCACAUCUUCGCUUCGCCCGUCUUCGUUUCGCCCGUCGCCCCGUCUUCGUUUCGCCCGUCGCCCUGUCUUCGCUUCGCCCGUCACCCCGUCUUCACUCCGCCCGUCACCCCGUCUUCGCUUCGCCCGUCGUCCCGUCUUCGCCUCGCCCGUCACCCUGUUUUCACUUCGCCCCGUCAUCGCCUCGUCUUUGUGGUAUCAUUGUAUUUUUUAAUGUGUAAUUGUGUAGUGUUAAUUAACCCGUUGGCUGCCACCCACUUUGAU